Messenger RNA from Yarrowia lipolytica CLIB122, 1818 nucleotides. RefSeq lists its product as uncharacterized. Gene Ontology annotation, cellular component: nucleus; cullin-RING ubiquitin ligase complex. The record is from RefSeq and is a predicted model, not a curated record. Gene Ontology annotation, biological process: protein ubiquitination; positive regulation of proteasomal ubiquitin-dependent protein catabolic process. Gene Ontology annotation, molecular function: ubiquitin protein ligase binding; ubiquitin-like ligase-substrate adaptor activity. Lineage: Eukaryota; Fungi; Ascomycota; Dipodascomycetes; Dipodascales.
AUGGAGUCCAUCAGAUAUGAGCAGCUGUCGCUGACGGAAGACGAGAUCCGCGCGUACAGCCGGUGGUACACAGAUUUGCUGCUGCGCAAGGGCAAAGAGAGCAUUGUUGUCGGCGAUGUGCUGACGUUUGUGGACAAUUUCGGCGUCAAGGACGAGGACAAGCAAAAGAUUCUCAAUGCAUGUGGCCAGCACCUGGUCAAUCUGGACCCUGGCCAGUUCUACGGCUUUCUACGACUGGUGAGCCAUGCGCUCAAUGGCAGCAAUGUGUCUGCGGCCAUGAUCUACCAGCCAGCUCCUCUGUUGCGGCCCAAAUCGAUUCUCAGCCGCAAGCGCAAAAACUCGGAGCCCGAGCUCGCCGUCACCCCCACAGGCACCCCGCUGGACAUCAACUCCUUCACCAGUCUACUGUUGACCGGAGAUAGACGCAAAAAGAGCAAGAAGAAGGUGCAGUUCACUAGCGAGCCUCCGCAGGUGACUGCUGCGGCCGGCCGGACGCUGGAGGAGCUCAUGCGACAGCGCCAGAGCGGUUCGGCCCCUGUCUAUUCGCAGAGCAUGUCGGAUUUGUUGGAUGAUGAUACGGCCCAAGAGGAUGAACCCAAGCCUCUGGAACGCCAGCAGACGGGGCCUCCACCUCGAACGUCAUUCAUGGCAUAUAUGCACCAGACUGAGCAGGAUCUUCAAGCUGAAGUUCAACCUCAGUCUCAGCAACAGCAGUCGCAGCCUCCACCUCCUCCUCAGCAGCAUCAGCAGCCACCACCUCCGGUGACUGUGACUGCUCCGAUCCAACAAGCCCCUCCUCCGAACCCUUCGACUGGUGAGGACGACGAAAACGAGGUCAUUGAGGCUCUGGAGGACAGUGGGUUCAAGAACGUCAAGGUGGACAGUGUGCUGCACCACGGCAAACCCCAGGUGGGACCUCCUCCCAUCACCUUUGGAAGCACUUACGGAGAAACGCCCGGCGAUGCUUUCAGAAACAUUCUGCAGAGCCAGGCGACCGGAUCUCCUGCUCCUGGAGGAUCUCCUGCUCCAGGAGACGCAUUCAGAGAUGCUCUGGUGUCUCAGGCCACGGGCAACAACAACAGCAACAACAGCAACAACAGCAACAAUACUAAUAACAAUCUGCAGCCCUCUAACACAGGCUCGUCGUUUAAGCCUACCUUGGGCCGACAGGCUACAGGAGCUCCUUCCACGUCGUUUGCAGGAUACAUGUCGUACGGCGACGGAUCAGCCAACUCGUCGUAUUCGCCUUCGCCGGCAUCCACUCCGCAGCCUCAGACUCAAUCCCAGCCAUCUGCAGCCGCUACAAACUACUCUGGUCUGUCUGGCGUGUUUUCCACCCCGCACACCCAACAAGCAUAUGGCCAGCAACAGCAGCAGCAGCAGCAACAAUACCAACCACAUCAGUACCAUCAACAGCAACAGCAACAGCAGCAACAGCAGUCACAACACCAGCAGCAUAAUAUGAACUCGGUCUACAAUCUCAUGGUGCCCGGAGUGUCGCGUUCACAGAGCGUGUCUCCCACACCCACCUCAUUUGGAAACGGCGGUGGAUACAAUGCUGUAGGAGGCCGACGGGUGCCUCCGCCUCCUCCGCCGCCCCGAAACAAGUCUGCAUCUCCCCAGCCACCGCCCGUGUCAUUUCAGCGAGAGGCUCCCGUUCCGCCUCCGCCAAGACGAGGGUCUACGGCGUUGCAUUCUGCGCCCCCGCAGACUUCCUUCAACGGCAACGGGUAUUCGAGCCAGACGAGCCCCGAUCUUCUGGCUGACCUGCGGGCGCUUCAGGACGAGGUGGACAAGCUGAGUGGCGCCAACCGGUGA